CAGCAUGGUCAGGUUCUGAUGAGGACCUUCUUCCAGUUGGCAGAUGGCCAACUUCUCGUGUCCUCACAGGACAGGAGGAGGUCGAGGGAGCUCUCUGGGGGCUCUUUUAUAAGGGCACUAUUCCUACCAUGUGGACUCCACCUUUAUGACUUAAUUACCUCCCAAAGGCCCCACCUCCAAUCACAUUAGGGGUUAGAAUUUCAACAUAAGUUUUUGAAGGACACAAACCUUCAGUCCAUAAUACUUUCUAUAGAAAAUGGUGGGAUGAGUUGUCAGGUUUUGGGGAGAUUCUGACUGUAGGAAAGUGACGGUAGGACACUAGCUGUAGAGCCAUUUCAGACGAGGCCUGCUCCCUUAGCAGAGACCUCUGUGGAGAAGUCUGUCUGGUUCAUUCUUCCCCUUCUGCUGGAAAGUUAAAAGCACAAAGGCAGAAACCCAGAGGCCGUAUUCAUGCUGAGAGAGAGGUCCUGCUGACCAGAUUCAAUGUCUCAAGGUAGACACAUACACGUGGCAAGCAGAUUUCCUACUCCAAUAAUUUGGAUCUGGCCCCAGGGAAGAGGCCAAAGUGGAGGCCAGGCAGGGGGUCCACACACCUGCAGCUUGUUUCUGUCAGAGCCAGAUGGGCUGCACGUGGAAAUCCUUACAAGCACUGCAGACUUUGGCCUAGCCUUUAAAUUCAGAGCAAGCUGGCGAGGAGAAGAGAUUGGAUGUGGGUUCCAGCCAUGUAAAAUGGAGAUCCAACUGCCUGACGUGCCAGUGGCACUAAUCUUCUCCUUCCUGGAUGCGUUCAGCUUGCUGCAGGUCUCCCGAGUGAACAAGUGUUGGAAUAGGAUUGCAGACAGUGAUCACCUGUGGAGAACACUGUGUCUGAAGAGAUGGGGCUUCUGCGACCUCACCUCUAAGAGGCUGGGCACACAGACAUGGAAGCAGUUCUUUCUCCGCCAAAUAAAGGAAGAGCGUCAGAUGGCACUGGCACAACCAGAUGACUUUAUCUGCAAAGAAGUAACUGCGGACCUAGGAGUCUUUGAAGAGGUGGCUUAUCUCUCAGCAAACGGCUUCACAAUGGAUGGACAAAAGAAGUCAGUUGUUUGUGUUGUGUCUUCAAAGCACACACUUUAUACCUGGGAUGUGCAAGAGGGCGCUAUGAUGUGGUCGAGCCCCGCCCAGGAGUCCAGCAUCGUGUAUCUGGCAACUAUUCCUCAGAUGCAUCUUGCAAUCACUCUUGAUAUCGAGGGGACUAUCAAAGUGUGGAAUUGUCAGGACAGGGAUGCUCUGGCUGCUUUUGUCAUGCCGUGGACCUGUGCUUCCAUGGAAGCCCAUUUCUCAAAGGAUGGCUCAUUCCUAAUGGUUGGCAAUUCUGAAGGGGACAUCUACACAUUUACAGUGCCUGAGUUAAAGAAUAUUUCAAAAGUCAAUGCAUUUCAACAUAGUGUUGAUCUUCUACACUGCUCUCCUGACAAGAAAUGGAUCUUUGCGGGUGGGAUCCAUCAACACAUCUUCUCAAAGGUAUUUUUCACAGACAGCUUACUGAAACCAUCAGAAGACAGCAUCCCUCUGUCUCUGGAGUUCCCGUGUGCAUCAUGCUACAGAGCCUGCUGGACCCCACGGAUGGAAAGUAGGAUAACACUGAUGUUCCGAAAAGAGACUACCAAAACGACGGGAUUUGCCACCUUCGAUCUAGCAACUGAGAGCGCUGAGGGCCAAACAGUCAUCCGAGCACAUCAGAUCGGAAGUUUCCUGUUACCAGUUCACGUGCAGAGUCCUCUGUGGAUGGGAGCCAGUGCUGAAAACCUGAUUGUCUUUUCGAGCGGGCCGUACUUGUUCCUCUUCACCAUCAAUGGCCUCCUGCUGCAACAAUUUGAGCACCACCAGGAAACCAUUGUCGACUUGUGGGUGGAUUCUCUCCAUGUCCUCACUACAUCCUUGGAUGACUCUUUGCAUGUGUACAUGUGGGAGGAGGAAGGCCGCUAUCCAUACCUCAAGAGCUGCUGUCACCUGGGACACAUGCAGCAUGAUCAGCCGCUGCCGAGCCGGUAUAUCUCCAAGGCAAUAUGUGAUAAUGUGAGCAUAGCACAUGUGGUGUCAAAACGUGGUAAAUUCAGCAAUCUGGUGAUGUAUUCUUUGCAUAUGUAAUAUGGACACUAAUGGAAUUAACCUUGCAUCAUCUUCCUCACUGUAGUAAAGAUAAUUGUGUUUGCAAGCCCAGACUGAUUAUUUUAGUGACAUUAAGAAGUACUGACUUAAUUAUCUACAGUGAAUCAGGCACUGUGACAGAGACCACAGACAGGCUCCAUGCAGAUAGAGUGUGGAACAAUUUAUCCUUUAUCCUUGCCAUCACAGAGAGUAUAGGGUGCUAAGAAAGUGAAGUAUGAAUGGUCACACAAAUAUACAAUUCCAAACAAUUCAAGGGAAGCAUAUUACAGGGGAAAACUGAGAUUGUGAAUUUAGAUUGGGCCUUGUUUAAAAGUGAAGGCAUCUAUACAAGUGAG
Lemur catta (Ring-tailed lemur) is the source of this 2489-nucleotide messenger RNA. RefSeq names its product F-box and WD repeat domain containing 12 (gene FBXW12). Lineage: Eukaryota; Metazoa; Chordata; Mammalia; Primates; Lemuridae. The record is from RefSeq and is a predicted model, not a curated record. The transcript has 10 exons. Bases 484 to 2133 code for a protein of 549 amino acids. Gene Ontology annotation, molecular function: protein binding.